Messenger RNA from Haliotis rubra (blacklip abalone), 4023 nucleotides. RefSeq names its product putative ATP-dependent RNA helicase DHX57. The record is from RefSeq and is a predicted model, not a curated record. Gene Ontology annotation, cellular component: intracellular anatomical structure. NCBI's taxonomy places the organism in Eukaryota, Metazoa, Mollusca, Gastropoda, Lepetellida, Haliotidae. Gene Ontology annotation, molecular function: ATP binding; RNA binding; protein binding.
AUGGCCAUCAAACAUAUGCUGGCCGGUCAGUUAAGAGGCGUGGACGCCCAAACAGAGGAGGAGGAAGAUUUACAAGAGGGCGUGGACAGAGAGGAAGAGGGGCGUGGCCGAGGCCAGCAAGAAAGUCAGCGUGGAGGUUCUCGAGGAGGUGGAUCGGGUUUCACGAGGAAGGGCCUUGAUGAUAAAUAUGACUGGGAAGACCACCCCCUGGAUGGAUUGCCUCUUGAUGAUGAAGAUUAUUAUGAUAGAGGAUACACAGCCCCAAAGCGCCGUCACAAUGGGCCACAGGUCAAGGUCACAAUGCAGCAUCUGCAGAUGAGCACAGAGAACCAGGAAAUGGUACGAGACAUGUUGCGAGACCUGCAUGGUGAAGAACUGGACAUGCCUGAAAAGGAUGAGUAUGAUGAGCUGGAUACCAGAGAUGAUCAUCAGUACUGGGUCACGCAGCAGCCCCUGCAGAUCCAAGAUGGCUGCAGCUUCGCUUUCUAUGGUCAGUUCCAAGAUGGUGGAGAUACAUCAAAGAAAACGAAGGCUCCUAAGACUAUAAAUCAGUUUGGACUUCAGAAACUUGCAAGAUAUGGGUUUGAUAAGGAACGGUGUACUGAGGCAUUGAAAGCAUGUGAUGAGGAUAUAGGAGCCUCUCUGGAGCAUUUACUGUGUGAGUGUUUCAAUCUGCUGAAAGUGGACGCUACCCAGGACAGUGAGCAGACGUCAGAGGAGUGGCAGGAGAUACUGGACGCUCGCAAUGAGGAGAUGACAGCCUUACAGUCUAUCUACGAGGAUAAGUUUGAAGAAAGGAUAUCAAACAAUAUAUGGAUUCUUUAUCUUGAUCUUGAAUCCCUGAAUCAGAUCCUUAAACCUGCACCCUCGAAACCGAAGCAAUCGGUCACACAACGAUACGACAAAAAUAUAUGUAAAUAUUUCAAAAAAGGAUCAUGUAAAUUUGGAAGUAAAUGUAGGCACAAGCAUUCUGUGUUAAACCCAGAUGAAGACACUGUUGAUGAACAGCAUACCAAAAUAAACAGUUCAUAUCAGCUAGAGGUGCGGUUUCCCCCUGGGAACAAAUACCCCAAUGAACCCCCAAUUUUAGCCUUCUCCUCCUCCCACCCUUUCCUCUCGGCUCACAGCUGUCUACAUAUAACACGGUUCUUGAUAGAAGAAGCCAAAAGUCUUUCCGAGCACCAUGAACCUGUGAUAUUUACCUUGUUGAGUCUGUUGGAAGAUGAUGGAGUGUUGCAAAGUCUGGUGGAACAACCCCCACUGGAGUUCAGUGUGCCAAAGGCGAUCAUAUCCCGGAAUCGGUAUCGCCAUCUUGCAGAGGGCAACACUGACACGUCUGCUGAUGCAGAUGAUGAUGAUGAAGAUGAUGAGCAGAUGGAGCAGAUGAUUGAGAUGAUGGAGAAGGAAGGACAGAAGAACAUUGUAGUGGAGGAAGUCAUUCCAACACAGAAAUAUGGAAGGAAGGAUGUCGUCCCAAGGAGGGUAAACAAAACAGAACUAUUCAAGAAGAACAGACUGAUGAAGGAUGACUUUGAAAGGAAACAGUCAUCAGGUAGUUACAAGAGUAUGAUUGCUCAGCGUGGCAAACUACCAGCUUGGGACAGACAAGAUGAGAUUGUGGACACCAUUGAGAGCAACCAAGUUGUCGUCAUCAGUGGAAUGACAGGCUGUGGAAAGACAACCCAAGUGCCACAGUUUAUUCUGGACAAAUACCUAAGGUCAAAGAACUCGAAGAUGUGUAACAUCAUCUGUACACAGCCACGACGUAUUUCUGCGAUAUCUGUGGCUGAGAGGGUGACGGACGAGCGGUGUGAAAAGUUAGGGCGGAGUGUUGGCUACCAGAUCAGACUGGAGAGCAAGCAGUCUGCCUGGACACGUCUGCUGUUCUGCACUACAGGAAUAAUUCUUCGACAACUGGAAGGUGACCCUAACCUUGAGGGCGUUACACAUCUGGUUAUUGAUGAAGUACAUGAACGAUCAGAAGACAGUGACUUUCUAAUAAUGAUAUUGCGUAACCUCUUGCGAGUCCGACCUGACCUCAAAGUUAUACUGAUGAGUGCGACCUUGAAUGCUGAUCUGUUUUCUCACUACUUCAAGGAGUGCCCAGUCCUGGAGAUUCCUGGGAGAACCUUCCCAGUUGACCAGUUCUUCUUGGAAGAUGCCAUUGAAUAUACCGGUAAGUUCGUUAUGGAAGAGAAUUCUGCCUUUGCCCGUCCAAUCAAGCGAAGCAAUGCCAUGCGUGCCCAGCCAGGUAGAGGUCAAGGUCGUAUAUCGGUAGAUGACAUUCAUGAUGAACUGGAGGAGAUCGGAAACACUGUGAUGGUGGAGCCAGCCAAGGACAACAUCAGAGAUGAUAACCUCUCAGUCAAGCAACUCUUCUACAGAUACAGUGAAUACCGCAAGUCCACUAUCAAAGCUAUGGCUAUUAUGGACAUGGAGAAGAUCAACUAUGACCUCAUUGUAGCUAUACUGGAGUGGAUUGUGGAUGGGAAACAUGAGUAUCGCAAAGAUGGAGCUGUUUUAAUCUUCUUGCCUGGUUUUGCUGAGAUACAGACUUUGUAUGACAUGCUGAUGACAAGCAAAGAGUUUGGGAGCAGGAAUAGGGGCAGAUACAAGAUAGUGCCUCUUCAUUCAUCUUUAUCCAGUGAGGAUCAGCAUGCUGUGUUUUCUCGACCCCGAGAAGGUGUCACUAAAAUUGUGAUAUCCACCAACAUAGCGGAGACAUCCAUCACUAUCGAUGAUGUUGUGUAUGUCAUUGAUGCAGGGAGGAUGAAGGAGAAGAGGUAUGACUCCUGCAAGGGGAUGGAGAGUUUGGAGAUGGUGUGGGUGUCUCGUGCCAACGCCCUACAGAGGAAAGGUCGAGCAGGUCGUGUGGCAUCGGGUGUCUGCUUCCAUCUCUUCACACAACACAGAUUUGAACAUCACCUCCGCCCUCAACCCAUACCUGAGAUACAGCGGGCACCUCUUGAACAGAUUGUCCUGAGGAUCAAGAUGCUUCCCUUAUUUAAAAAACAUGGAAUACAGGAGGUGCUCGAGAGCCUGCUAGAACCUCCUAAGGAGGAUGCCAUCCUCAAUGCUAUCAAAAGACUGCAAGAUCUUGGUGCACUCGAUGACCUACAGGACCUUACUCCUCUAGGCUACCAUGUCGGAUCAUUGCCAGUUGAUGUUCGAAUCGGGAAGCUGAUGCUGUUUGGUGCCAUCUUCCGUUGUCUGGAUGCUGCUCUCACUAUAGCUGCAACACUCAGCUCCAAGUCACCAUUUGUUUCUCCAUUUGACAAGAGGGAUGAAGCCGACAAAAAGAAGCUGGACUUCGCUGUGGGCAAUUCUGACCACUUGACCAUGUUGAAUGCUUACAUGGGCUGGAUCGAUGCAAAGGAAAGAGGUUCACAUGCCCAGUAUGUCUUCUGUCGGGAGAACUUCCUGUCCAUGAAAUCACUGCAGAUGCUGUGCAGUUUGAAGCAGCAGUUUGUGGAGCUGUUGUCCGAUAUUGGGUUUGUAGUGUUUGUGAAGGAGGGAGUGACACUGAGGGAUGUGGAGAGGGCAUCCCGGACAGGAGGGAGGGAUGGAGUGUUGGAGGCUACAGGACAGGAGGCCAAUGUUAACUCUAAGAACUGGAAACUUGUGUCAGCAGUGCUAGUUGGCGCCUUGUACCCAAAUGUCGUCCAGAUCCUCGUCCCUGAGACCCGGUACAGUCAGAGCAGUGGAGGAGCUGUUGUGAAAGCCCCCAAACCAGAGGAGAUGAAGUUCAAGACCAAAAUGGAUGGCUAUGUAUCAGUUCAUCCUUCAUCUGUCAACUUCCAAGUACGUCACUACGACAGCCCAUAUCUGGUGUAUCAUGAAAAAGUGAAAACUUCAAAGGUGUAUAUCCGGGACUGCACGAUGGUGUCGGUGUAUCCGCUGUUGCUGUUUGGGGGUGGUGCCCUCUCCGUGGAGCUCAGCAAGGGUUCUUUUAUCCUAUCAGUGGAUGAUGGCUGGAUACGAUUCAUGGCUAGUUCACAUCAGGUACAGUCAAUAAUUCGCUAA